AUGAAUAAGGUUGGGCUAACUGGCGUGCUAGAAGUGAAGGGUGUGACAUAUACCCACACAGAUGAGAUAAGAGAGGAUGUGCAUGGGACUUUGUUAGCAAAUAACACUAUAGGUAUCUACCACGAUCACUUCUUGACGUACUAUCUUGACCUCGACGUGGAUGGUGAAGCCAACUCCUUUGUCAAGAACAAUUUGGAGACGAUCCGAACAACAAACCAAAGCUCACCAAGGAAAAGUUAUUGGACAGUUGUGAGUGAGACAGCUAAAACUGAAGGAGAAGCUCGAAUUCAGCUAGGCUUGAAUCAACCUGAGCUAAUAGUUGUGAAUCCCAAUAAGAAAACUAAAGUUGGGAAUAAUGUCGGAUAUCGUCUGAUUCCAGGGUCAGUGGCACAUCCCCUUCUGUCGUACGAUGAUUAUCCACAGAUCCGAGGAGCCUUCACAAAUAAAAAUGUCUGGGUCACACCUUAUAACAAAUCAGAGAAAUGGGCAGGAGGAGCAUUCGUAGAUCAAAGCCGAGGAGAGGAUACCUUAGCAGUUUGGAGUCUCAGGAAUAGGGAGAUUGAAAACAAGGACAUAGUAUUGUGGUACACAAUUGGAUUUCAUCAUGUCCCUUCCCAGGAUGAGUUUCCGGUGAUGCCAACGUUAAGUGGUGGGUUUGAGCUACGGCCUAACAAUUUCUUUGAGAGCAAUCCAGUACUUAAAACAAGAGCUCCCAAUGUUGUACCAGGGCCUAACUGCACCACCCAAGGCUAGGAUUUUAUGUUAUCAUAAUGCGAACCAUAAAUAAAUUAAGAAGGGUUUAAUAGUUGGAGAAUAAAAUAAUUCCUCAGCUCAUUCAA
Messenger RNA from Corylus avellana, 839 nucleotides. Lineage: Eukaryota; Viridiplantae; Streptophyta; Magnoliopsida; Fagales; Betulaceae. The record is from RefSeq and is a predicted model, not a curated record.